UUCUUAGUGAUCGGAUUAACAGGUGGAAUCGCAUCAGGAAAAUCAACAGUUUCAUCAAUUUUAAAAUCAAACAAGAUACCAAUCAUAGACUUAGAUUUAAUUUCCAGACAAGUUGUAGAACCAGGCACGAAAUCACUUCAACAAAUCCAAUCACAUUUCUCACAUAUCCCCAAUAUAAUUAAUUCAAAUGGUACUCUAAAUCGUGAAAAAUUAGGUUCAAUCAUUUUCGCAAAUCCAACAGAACGUAAAUGGUUAGAUAAAACUUUACAUCCUAAAAUUAGAAGAUUAAUGUUAUUUCAAAUUUGUAAACUUUGGUUAAUGGGUUCUAAAGUUUGUGUGAUUGAUUCUCCUUUAUUAAUUGAAACUGGUAUGUGGAAAUUUUGUGGUAAAGUUAUUUUGGUUUAUUGUUCAGAAGAAAUUCAAUUGGAAAGAUUAAUGUCAAGAAAUCAAUUAGAUAAACCAACAGCACAACAAAAAAUUCAAUCACAAUUACCAUUAAAAUCAAAACUAAUUUAUUCUGAUUAUAUUUUAAAUAAUGAUCACGAUUUAAUUCAAUUAGAAUCAAAAGUGAAAGAUUUAAUUCAAAAUUUAAAUCAAAGUCAUUCCAAGUUACUUUGGAUUUUAAAUUGGUUUUGUUUCCCCUUUACUUUUUUAAAUGGAUUCUUAACUUUAUUGUUUCGUUAUUAUUCUUUUAAGUCUAAACUUUCAUGA
Melampsora larici-populina 98AG31 is the source of this 711-nucleotide messenger RNA. RefSeq lists its product as uncharacterized. The annotation marks the transcript as partial. The transcript is spliced from 3 exons. Gene Ontology annotation, biological process: coenzyme A biosynthetic process. Gene Ontology annotation, molecular function: dephospho-CoA kinase activity; ATP binding. NCBI's taxonomy places the organism in Eukaryota, Fungi, Basidiomycota, Pucciniomycetes, Pucciniales, Melampsoraceae. The record is from RefSeq and is a predicted model, not a curated record.